Messenger RNA from Thermothelomyces thermophilus ATCC 42464, 816 nucleotides. RefSeq lists its product as uncharacterized. The transcript is spliced from 2 exons. The coding region runs from base 1 to 816 and encodes 271 amino acids. Gene Ontology annotation, cellular component: nucleus. The record is from RefSeq and is a predicted model, not a curated record. Lineage: Eukaryota; Fungi; Ascomycota; Sordariomycetes; Sordariales; Chaetomiaceae.
AUGGUGGAGAAGGUCCUCGUGGCCUUGUGGUACCUCUUUUGGACCGUGCUCAAGGCAGUGCAUUUGCAAGUCCGGGACACUCUGCCUUGGCCCUUCCAGCGCAGGCCUCCUCAGGCUUCAGCCGCACCUUGGCCGAUUCCAUGGUUCGAUGUGUCUCAAACCGGCCAACCACGCCCAUCCGAUCUGCCGCUCUGGUCCUCGGCAACCGCCUCGUUUCCUGGCGGACCGGCUCAAGAACUGCCAGAAGACUUCGUCUCCGACGUCCCUCCUCAGAGCUUCACCUCUGAACAAAGUGUCUGGGAUCUGGGACAGGACUUGGACUGCGAACUCUUCGACCUGAGCAAUCUGACACCGGAUUCGAGUUCACCGUCUCUGGGCAUUGAGCCUUCCUCAGACUCGCCCUACUUCAGCCAGUCCAGCUCACUAUCCGGUCUGCUGUCGUCCCCUCGGCCGAACCCGAUUUCAAGCCAAGCCGCGUCUCUGUCUGGCAGCAUCUCGGCAUCUCCCCACGUUACAGGGUCCAGUAAUGAGAGCUCAAAUCUCUGCCGCGGCUGCGGCAAGACCUUCGACAGCAGAGAAAAACUCAAACGGCACGCCCGGUGGCACACAAAGAAUUAUCAAUGUCCCUAUGACGGAUGCGGCGCCCGAUUCAGCACAAGAUCGGAACUCGAAAGACACAAGAAAAACCUUGGUCAUGGAGGCGGAAAGGAUGAGCGAUGCCCACGCUGCGACAAGGCAUUCACUCGAAAGUAUAACAUGCAACGGCACUACAGGGCCGCUCACGAACCAGGUGAAUUUGUCAACGGCCGAGUGUAG